Messenger RNA from Eucalyptus grandis, 1509 nucleotides. RefSeq names its product lysosomal Pro-X carboxypeptidase-like. The transcript is spliced from 9 exons. The record is from RefSeq and is a predicted model, not a curated record. Lineage: Eukaryota; Viridiplantae; Streptophyta; Magnoliopsida; Myrtales; Myrtaceae. Bases 1 to 1509 code for a protein of 502 amino acids. Gene Ontology annotation, biological process: proteolysis. Gene Ontology annotation, molecular function: serine-type exopeptidase activity; dipeptidyl-peptidase activity.
AUGUCUUCGUCACUUUAUAGCAUUUUGAUCAUUCUAAUGCUUUUCUCAGCUUGUGCUGCUACCAAGAAGAACUUAGAUGGUUACUAUAUUCCGAAGCUGAGCGUAUUCCACCCAACGUUUAUUCAAGAUCCUACAUGGGCGGUUCAAACUUCCAUCUCGUCAAAAGACUUCCAGACUUUCUUUUACAACCAAACCCUCGAUCAUUUUAAUUACAGGCCGGAAAGUUACACUACUUUCAAACAAAGAUAUAUUAUCAAUUCCAAAUACUGGGGUGGCGCAAAUGCAAGUGCCCCGAUCUUCGCUUUUCUCGGUGAUGAACUACCCAUUGACAGCGCCACGACCAAUGUUGGGUUCAUGACGGAUAACGCGGCUGAGUUUAAAGCGCUUUUGGUAUAUAUAGAGCAUCGUUUUUAUGGUGAAUCAAUUCCAUAUGGUUGGACACUCGAUAAAGCACUAAAAGACGCUAAUACUCGCGGAUAUUUCAGCUCGGCGCAAGCACUUGCCGAUUACGCGGAAAUCCUUUUAUAUUUGAAACAGAAAUUGAAUGCCAAACAUUCUCCGAUAAUUGUCAGUGGAGGAUCAUACGGGGGAAUGUUAGCUGCAUGGCUUCGAUUGAAGUACCCUCAUGUGGCGCUCGGAGCAUUGGCAUCAUCUGCUCCAAUUCUCGCCUUUCCCGACAUCAUGCCUCAGGAUACAUUCUAUUCAGGAGUUGCAAAAGAUUUUCAGGAAGCUAGUUUUUCUUGCCACCAAACCAUUAGAAGAUCCUGGGAGGAAAUUGAUAGAGUCGCUUCUGAGCCUCAUGGUCUCGCAAAAUUGAGCAAAACUUUCAAAACUUGCAGACCACUGGAAAGUUCUUCACAGCUCAAGGAGUACUUAAAAUCAGUCUAUGCAGUGUCUGCCCAGUACAAUGAUCCAUUCAGACGUCCAGUGGAAGUGAUAUGCAAUGCCAUUAAUGGAGCUUCUCCCAGAAAUGACACUCUCAGGAAGAUUUUCGCAGGCCUAGCGGCUUCCGACCGAAAUUCGACCUGUUACAUCAACCCACCUCCUACACCUCCAUAUCAAAUUGACUUGGGUUGGCAUUGGCAGACAUGUACCGAGAUUGCAGCCCUUUGGAGCAUCACCAACAAUACUAUGUUUCAACCAGCUCCCUCUGGCCUAGAUAAAUUUGUGACUCGCUGCAAGAGAGACUUCAUCAUCGCACCUCGGCAACACUGGGUCUCUACUUAUUACGGUGGUCAAGACAUAGAACUUGUUUUGCACAGGUUCGCUAGUAAUAUUAUUUUCUCCAAUGGGCUUCAAGAUCCUUUUAGCUAUGGAGGGAUUUUGAAGAGUAUUUCAAAUUCUGUCGUUGCGGUCUACACAGCUAAAGGUUCUCAUUGUUUGGACAUAAUGCCAGCUACAAAAAAAGAUCCUAAAUGGUUGGUCAAUCAGCGGAAAACCGAGGUUGAGAUUAUAAGAAAAUGGAUAGCCACAUAUCAUGCGGAUCUUCGUGCUUUUGGAAAUUACUAG